Messenger RNA from Plasmodium knowlesi strain H, 1917 nucleotides. RefSeq names its product serine/threonine protein kinase RIO2, putative. Gene Ontology annotation, molecular function: ATP binding; protein serine/threonine kinase activity. Gene Ontology annotation, biological process: protein phosphorylation; maturation of SSU-rRNA. The record is from RefSeq and is a predicted model, not a curated record. Bases 1 to 1917 code for a protein of 638 amino acids. NCBI's taxonomy places the organism in Eukaryota, Apicomplexa, Aconoidasida, Haemosporida, Plasmodiidae. Gene Ontology annotation, cellular component: cytosol; preribosome, small subunit precursor; nucleus. The transcript has a single exon.
AUGAAGCUGGACAUCUCGUGCUUUUGCUUUUUGUCGAAAAAUGAGUACCGAGUACUUACGGCGAUAGAAAUGGGCAUGCGGAACCAUGAGUACCUGCCUGUGUCAUUAAUAGCGAGCAUAGCGAAUUUAAGGAAGGAAGGCAUAACCAGUGUGCUGAAGAAGCUGCUCAAGAACAAGCUGAUCAGUCAUGAAAAUAAAAAGUACGAUGGGUACAAGCUAACCUAUUUAGGGUAUGACUUUCUAGCCCUAAGAGCAUUUAUAAAUAGGGGUACCCUAAAAAGUGUUGGCAAUCAAAUAGGAGUUGGUAAAGAAUCAGACAUCUACAUAUGUAAAGAUAUUAGCGGAAAUUUGUUGUGUUUAAAAAUACACAGGUUAGGUAGAAUAUCAUUUAGAACGAUAAAAAAUAAUAGGGAUUAUUAUGGGAAGAAAAAUUUUCGAAAUUGGCUGUACCUGUCCAAAAUAGCUGCAACGAAAGAAUAUGCUUACUUAAAAGCUUUGUAUGAAAAUAAUUUCCCUGUCCCCAAACCCUAUGACCUAAACAGGCAUAUGAUUCUUAUGUCAUAUGUAAAUGGGUACCCCCUAUCACACGUAAAAAUUAGUAACCCCUUUAAGAUAAUUGACGUUUUAAUAAACACUAUCAUUAAAUUUGCCAAGGCAAAUAUAAUUCAUGGAGACUUUAAUGAAUUUAACAUUCUGAUAGAUGAUGAUGAGAAGAUAACUGUUAUCGACUUCCCCCAAAUAGUUUCUCUGCAACAUGCGAAUGCCAAGUUGUACUUCGAUCGGGACGUCAGAGGUGUGGUUAACCACUUUUAUAAAAAAUACAAAAUAAAAAUUGAAGAUUACCCUGUUUAUGAAGAUGUCAUUUUAAUGAGUAAUGACAAAAUUGUGGUGGACGAAAAUUUAAUUUCCAGCUCUGAUGAGCAUGCCCUGAUGGGCGUCCUGCAGAAUGAUGGGUCCGACUCGAUUUGCCCCGGGAGCGAGCAACCGAACUGUAGCGGCGGGACGGAGCAAACUGAAGAAAUGGACGAAAUGGACGAAAUGGACGAAAUGGGCCAAAUGGACCAAAUGGACCAAAGUGACGAAAUUGACAAGAGUGAAGACAUUGACAAGAGUGACGAAAGUCAUGGAAGCCGUCGCAGUGGAGAAAUGCACCGAAGUGGAGCAAACCGCCAAAGCACCGUUAGCGAGAGCACUCAGGGGGAAACCCCUCGCAGCGUGGGAAUCCAGAGGGAGGACUCCUUCUCUUCUGAAGGGAAGUACAAAGACGCCUACGAGAGCAACACGGAAAGGGAGAAGGCAAGUGACAAGUUCGAGAAAAGAUCUGACGGAUUGGAUGACAAUGACAUGGAGAGUGCACAAGGGGUAGUGACGGACCAGCUCGCUUCCAUUAAGGGAAGUUUGGAGGAGGAUACCGAAAGGAGAGGGGGUAGUAGCCCCAUGAAGGAUGAAGAAUCACCUACAAAUGGGAAAUGCAUUCAUACGGAGGAGAAGACCCAAGAUGAAGGGAAGGACCAUCAUGAUGAUACCCCCGGUAUAUCUGAGGAAGAGAUGGAAAGGAAAAUCGAAUCGAGCGAACGGAAAGAUGAGGUGGGUGGUGGCGCUUCAGAAAAGAGUGCACACCAGGUGGAGCGCACGAAGGGCAUGAGCAGCGAAGCCAGCAGUGACGAAGUCAGCGGAGACGAAGAGAGCGAAUUGACGGCAUACUCCAGCUGCGACUCGGAGGGAUGCAUCUCCGAGAACUCCACGAAGAAGUUGUCCGAAACAUGGCAACCCCAUAUAAAAAAGUACACCAAGGAGUACGCAAAGAGCAAGCUAAAGUACAUGUACAGGAAAAAAAAAAAUAAAGAAAAAUACAAGGAAAAUUUAAAAACGAAAAAUAAAAAAAAACUCAUGGAAAAAAUUAAAAAUUAUGUGUAA